Pleurotus ostreatus (oyster mushroom) is the source of this 1434-nucleotide messenger RNA. It is a transcript of the gene HEM14, whose product is annotated as oxygen-dependent protoporphyrinogen oxidase. Gene Ontology annotation, cellular component: mitochondrial inner membrane. The record is from RefSeq and is a predicted model, not a curated record. Bases 1 to 1434 code for a protein of 477 amino acids. Lineage: Eukaryota; Fungi; Basidiomycota; Agaricomycetes; Agaricales; Pleurotaceae. Gene Ontology annotation, biological process: heme biosynthetic process. The transcript has 3 exons. Gene Ontology annotation, molecular function: protoporphyrinogen oxidase activity, oxygen as acceptor.
AUGCCUACCCAUGUCGCAAUUAUUGGAGGCGGUCUUUCCGGCCUUUCAGCGGCGUUCCAUUUGUCGAGGCGGUUCCCCAGCACUCUCAUCACAAUUAUCGAAAAGCACACCAACCUUGGCGGCUGGGCACAAAGCGAUCGGAUACAAGUCAAGGACGAGCACGGCCGGCCAUCGUCAGUGCUGCUAGAGUCAGGCCCCCGAACCUUGCGCCCCAAUGCGAACUCGGUUCUCGAGCUGGUUCACCUUCUCGGUCUCAAGGACUCGCUAGUCUUGACACCCAGAAGCGCUGCUGCUGCCCGGAAACGGUUUCUGUACAUAUACGGCACGAAGGGCCUCACACCCCUCCCUUCCAGCGUCGCGACUCUCAUAUCCUCGCCGCUCCGGUCUCUGUUCUUGCGUGCAGGUCUCCGAGACACCUUCAUCGGACGUCGGCAUCGUGCUGGAGACGAAAGCGUGGACUCGUUCUUGUCACGACAUUUCGGAGAAGAUUUCGCACUGACGCUGGGGAGCGCACUCGUGCAUGGGAUCUACGCUGCCGAUUCGCGGAAGUUGAGCGUGCGUGCGGCGUUCCCGACGCUUUGCGAGGCGGAGAAACGAGGUCGCGGGAGAGUGAUUGCCGGCUCGUUCUUGUCGUCACCCACGGCCGCGAAUGAGUAUGACCUGGGCGAUAUGAAGUCGGUAAUGGACGGGAUAUCCGUCUAUUCGUUCCGCGAUGGCCUUUCGACUAUCGCGAACGCUCUGCAAGCGCACCUAGCUUCUAAACCCAACGUUCGCCUGCUCCUCGGAACUGGGGUGUCACGGCUAUCGAUAGGUGACGAUGUGGAGGUUACCACGUCUACAGGGGAACAGAUAAGGCCCACCCAUGUCGUCUCCGCGUUACCACUCCCCCAGCUCCAAGCCCUCCUUCCACCAUCCUCGCUACCGCACCUCGACGCCAACCCCUCGUCAUCGGUCACGGUGGCGAAUUUCGUAUUUCCAGCGUCAUCCCGCUUCCAUCCCGAAGGGUUUGGAUACUUGAUUCCGCGUCCCAGGGCGGGCUACGGAACGGCUGAAAAUCCAGGCAUCCUUGGUACGGUCUUUGACUCGUGCUCGCUCGCAGCGCAGGACACGCCUUGCACUCCGCCGAUCAAGGUCACGAUGAUGCUCGGUGGCCCGUAUGGACGCGCGGAUAUGGCAGAGUCUACGCUGCUCCGGCAUCUGGGAUUGCAUCUAGGGGGUGUGAGACUGCCGGAGGUGCUGCAUUCGCGUAUGCAGCAUCAUCGGGACUGCAUACCCACGUUUACUCCAGGGCAUGUGGAGCGAAUGGGCGAGCUGCGACGGGUUCUACGUGAAGGGCCAUGGAAAGGCCGUUUAGAAGUGAUUGGUGCUGGUGUUGGGGGAGUUAGUGUUGGUGACUGCGUUGAAGCUGGAAGGAACGUUGGUACGGAUUGGUAG